UUUAUCUUCCCAAAUGUUCUUUGUUGUCCUUUGAAUCCAAUCUUUUCCACUAAAACCCACCCCAAAAUCAGAGGGGUUUUGGUUUGGUUAUCGAAUGGCGUUUUCAAACACAUCCUACUUAUUAUCUCCAUCAUCUUUAUACAGAUUUAAUCCUGCUUUAUUCUCUCAUCAUCGCCGUCAUAAUAUCACUUAUCCUAGAUUCCCUUUUCGCAUUCUCAACCCAAGGUUUGUAGCAGUUGCAGCAUCAGAGAAUGGAGUAUUCACAUCUUCAGAGAUUGGGAAAUCUUUUGAUUUUACUUCCGAGGAACGGAUAUACAAUUGGUGGGAAUCACAAGGGUAUUUCAAGCCAAACUUUGAUAGAGGAAAUGAAUCUUUUGUUGUUACGAUGCCGCCUCCCAACGUGACUGGUUCGUUGCACAUGGGGCAUGCUAUGUUUGUGACUCUUGAGGAUAUUAUGAUCCGAUAUAACCGGAUGAAGGGCAGGCCGACACUCUGGCUCCCUGGAACAGAUCAUGCAGGCAUUGCGACCCAGUUGGUUGUGGAAAGAAUGUUGGCUGCUGAAGGAAUAAAGAGGGUUGAAUUGGGUAGAGAGGAGUUUACAAAGCGAGUUUGGGAGUGGAAGGAAAAGUAUGGGGGAACUAUCACGAAUCAGAUAAGGCGACUUGGUGCUUCUUGUGAUUGGACCAGAGAACAUUUUACACUUGAUGAGCAGCUAAGCCGAGCUGUUAUUGAAGCCUUUAUUAAGCUUCACGAGAAAGGGCUUAUCUAUCAAGGGUCUUACAUGGUCAACUGGUCCCCAAAUUUACAGACUGCAGUUUCAGACUUGGAAGUCGAAUAUUCUGAAGAACCUGGUAGUCUGUAUCAUAUUAAGUAUCGUGUUGCUGGAGGUUCUAGGGAUGACUGGCUAACAAUAGCAACCACAAGGCCAGAAACUUUAUUUGGUGAUACAGCCGUGGCCGUGCAUCCUGAGGAUGAAAGAUAUGCUAAAUAUAUUGGAAAAUCAGCCAUUGUUCCAAUGACUUUUGGGCGUCAUGUCCCAAUAAUUGCUGAUAAGUAUGUAGAUAAAGAUUUUGGAACUGGCGUUCUAAAGAUAAGCCCUGGGCAUGAUCACAAUGAUUACCUUCUAGCUAGAAAACUUGGUCUUCCUAUACUUAAUGUCAUGAACAAAGAUGGAACACUUAACGAGGUUGCUGGACUGUACAGCGGUCUUGAUCGUUUUGAGGCACGAAAGAAGUUAUGGUCAGAACUUGAAGAAACAGGCUUAGCUGUGAAGAAAGAAGCACACACGUCACGGGUUCCGCGAUCUCAACGAGGUGGAGAAAUUAUAGAGCCUCUGGUGAGCAAACAGUGGUUUGUGACCAUGGAGCCUUUGGCUGAGAAGGCCCUUGAGGCAGUUCGAAAUGGAGAUUUAACCAUUAUGCCUGAAAGAUUUGAAAAGAUAUAUAACCACUGGCUAUCAAAUAUCAAGGAUUGGUGUAUAAGCAGACAACUGUGGUGGGGACACAGGAUUCCUGUUUGGUAUAUUGUAGGCAAAGAUUGUGAAGAAGAUUAUAUAGUUGCUAGGAGUAAUGAUGAAGCUGUUAGAAAAGCUCUACAAAAGUAUGGGAAAAAUGUUGAGAUAUAUCAAGAUCCAGAUGUUCUAGACACUUGGUUUUCCAGCUCGUUAUGGCCCUUCAGUACUUUGGGAUGGCCUGAUGUGUUUGCAGAGGAUUUUAAACGGUUCUACCCAACAUCAGUGCUUGAAACAGGGCAUGACAUUUUGUUUUUCUGGGUGGCACGUAUGGUGAUGAUGGGCAUUGAGUUCACGGGGACUGUCCCAUUUACCAAUGUGUAUCUGCAUGGACUUAUACGAGAUUCUCAAGGACGAAAAAUGUCUAAAACAUUGGGAAACGUCAUAGACCCCUUAGAUACUAUCAAAGAGUUUGGCACUGAUGCUUUGCGAUUUACACUUGCAUUAGGAACUGUGGGUCAGGAUCUAAAUUUAUCAACUGAGAGACUAACUUCUAACAAGGCGUUUACCAACAAAUUAUGGAAUGCUGGUAAGUUUGUUCUGCAAAAUUUACCUAGUCGAAGUGACGUGUCAGCUUGGGAACGCUUAUUGGCCCAUAAGUUUGAUGAUUUAGAGCAUCUGCUUGGUCUUCCUUUACCCGAGCAUUGGGUGAUUUCAAAAUUGCACAUAUUGAUUGAUUCAGCCACAACAAAUUAUGACAAGUUUUUCUUUAAUGAUAUCGCACGAGAAACAUAUGAUUUCUUUUGGGGUGAUUUUGCUGAUUGGUAUAUUGAAGCAAGUAAAGCACAUCUUUACCAGUCAGAAGAUCAAGCACUUGCUUCUACAUCCCAAGCAGUUCUUUUAUAUGCUUAUGAAAACAUAUUGAAAAUACUUCAUCCAUUUAUGCCCUUUGUUACUGAAGAAUUAUGGCAGGCACUGCCUAAUAGGAAAGAAGCUCUAAUAGUGUCUCCAUGGCCUCUUACUUCACUCCCAAGGAAUCUCACUGCUGUAAAAAGAUUUGAAAACUUACAAGCCUUGACACGAGCAAUUAGAAAUGCAAGGGCAGAGUAUUCCGUGGAGCCUGCAAAGCGUAUAUCUGCAUCUAUUGUUGCCAAUUCUGAUGUCAUACAAUAUAUUUCUAGAGAAAAAGAUGUAUUGGCUCUUCUGUCCAGACUUGAUAUGCAAAGCAUCAAGUUUACAGAUUCCCCCCCAGUGGAUGUAAAUCAAUGUGUUCAUCUUGUUGCCGGGGAAGGGCUAGAGGCGUACCUUCCACUUGCAGAUAUGGUAGAUAUCUCUGCAGAAGUUCAACGGCUAUCAAAACGCCUCUCAAAGAUGCAAACUGAAUAUGCUGGUCUUCUGGCUCGCUUGAAUUCUUCUAAUUUUGUUGAGAAAGCUCCGGAAGAAGUUGUUCGUGGUGUUCGUGAAAAGGCAGCAGAGGCCGAAGAAAAACUGAAUCUUACGAAAAAACGUUUGUCUUUCCUUCAAUCAACAAUUUUGGUCUCAGAUUAAGUCUAAUAUAUUUUGUAUGUUCACUCUGUAAAAUACUUGUUAAUUCUCAGUGCAUUCCUAACGUCCUUGGACCGCGCCUUUCCUUUA
Molecule: messenger RNA, 3085 nt
Organism: Erigeron canadensis
Lineage: Eukaryota; Viridiplantae; Streptophyta; Magnoliopsida; Asterales; Asteraceae
Product: valine--tRNA ligase, chloroplastic/mitochondrial 2
Exons: 27
Coding region: 95-2998 (967 amino acids)
Biological process (GO): valyl-tRNA aminoacylation
Cellular component (GO): cytoplasm; cytosol
Molecular function (GO): valine-tRNA ligase activity; ATP binding; aminoacyl-tRNA deacylase activity
Source: RefSeq, a predicted model, not a curated record